AUCGAUCCCUUAUUUCGAUUAGGAUAAUACAGGUGGUUGAAUUGAUCAUAACACUGAGAAUAACAGAUUACAAUGCACUUUAUUCCAAUAACUUGUAGACAAGAUAGUUACGCACGGUAGAUUCUAUUUAAAGCAUUGUUAUUGUCGCGUGUUUCCUUUCCUUCGAAGAUUAAAUCCAGUUUGACCUUUAUAUAGUUUGUAUAUAUAAAGCGGAUUUCGAGAUGAAGCAUGUUUUCAAUGAAUUCUUCGCCGGGUAGUGAAGCAUUUACAUCGAAUUUUCGAAACCGAUAAUUGUUGACCCUUAUUGACAAAGUUCAUUUUGUAACGGAUUCUUUUAGAAUUAAGAAUAAUACGGGCAUACUCGAUAAUAAUGGACGCAACAUUCGAACAAACAUUAACACCGGUAGGAGCCACAAAGAAUGAUUCGAAAAUACCAUUCUGGAUAUUUUGGCAGGAGAACGUAAAACCGAAAACUGAUGACACCAAUUCGAACCACCGAUCUGGACAUUGUUGGAGAAAAUAUAGAAAUUCGACAAAAGAUCACAAUUGGGACGAGAUUGAAUCUCCGCAAUUUGUGGAUUUUUUUAAUCCAUCGGAUAUAGGAGAUUCGUUUUUCAACAAAGCAAUUGUAACUACAAGCACGCCAAAUCAGGGUCAUACAAACACAAAACAUCCGAAUAUGGUAGUAGACGAUGAAACGUUGACUGCAUCUCUAAGCAAUUUUUAUUUAUCCGAUAUAACAUUUGAUAAUCAUGAAAGAACAUACGUAAAUCGUGAUGAUUGUCAGGGGCAAAAAGAGAAAGAAAACUAUGUGGUUCAUAAUGCUAGCAAACUGGAGCCUAAAGCUAACGUCAAAGCAUGUAAUAAAGCAAGAAUGAUGCAGAGAAUCGGGGUCGUAUACCCCUUCGCUUUUAAUUUGCAAAAAAAAAAUACGCAAGAGGGAAAACAAGAAAAUAUUAAAAAGAUAUUGAAAGAUGAGAACAAAGCGAAGGGGGUAGACAAAUCAAAUAAUUGCAAUAAGAAAAUGAAGAGGAGUACCGACCUGUGGAAGAAACCACCAUUUGUACCAUAUUUGUCAAAACAGAAAUUACCACCACCAAAAUCUCCACCUUUACGUACAGCGACUCGAGCGCAAGAAAGAAAACGCUUUGACGAAAAUAUGCAGGAGAAAAACAAACAAAAAGAACAAAUGAUACAAAUGGUAAAAAGGGGGAAACGUUUUCCCAUAAUAGAUUUCCAUCCGCAAGCGACCAGUGGUGAGGCGAUCACCACCCAACAAGAGUUCUCCUCUGCGACAGCAUCGUCACCGAACUUCUCUGGUUUCUCAUCAUCAGAUCAGUCAACAUUUUUUCACUGGCUUUACAUUUUUAACUCGGUCAACAUCGCUAGUCACCUCUAUUGACCUAAACGAAAUAGGGGAUCGAUCAUUUCGUGGCGUC
This is a messenger RNA of Bombus impatiens (common eastern bumble bee), 1439 nucleotides long. RefSeq lists its product as uncharacterized. NCBI's taxonomy places the organism in Eukaryota, Metazoa, Arthropoda, Insecta, Hymenoptera, Apidae. The coding region runs from base 371 to 1402 and encodes 343 amino acids. The transcript is spliced from 8 exons. The record is from RefSeq and is a predicted model, not a curated record.